This is a messenger RNA of Hymenoscyphus albidus, 2058 nucleotides long. The record is from the annotation of a GenBank genome assembly. NCBI's taxonomy places the organism in Eukaryota, Fungi, Ascomycota, Leotiomycetes, Helotiales, Helotiaceae.
GGAUUCCCCAACUGGGGAAUUCUUUGCCAAAAAAGCUUAUCAGGUCAUACAGAUCGUUGGGAUCUCUUGACCGGCCUCCCCGGACGUUUUUGGGGCACCACACACAAGCAGCUCACGACCCGCUGCUAGAAGAUAGGACAAACCCACUUUAGAUAUGCCGCGUGCAGAUGGACAGAGCACAAGAAUACAGUACAGAGAUGACUUGUUACUUUCGUACUUUUAGGUUCUGGGGCCUUCCUUUUUUCUUCAUCUUUUCUCGACACUGAAUCCGUCGCCUCGAGAUAUCUAUCUUCAAGAUUGAUACCAGUCACUUCGGCAAUGGCCUCUGCUGUUGAAACGAAGGAUGGUGUGAUGUCAUCCGAAGAAAAACACAAUUCUCGUGAUCUCGAAUCUGGUACGCCGGAGUACGAAGGAAAAACCGAGACAUUCUCCAACGAUGAAGCCGUUCCCUCGUCCUCGAAGACUCGUGCGAAAGAACUACGGGAAAAUACAGGGAUCCUUAGUACACUAUGUCGUGGGGAGGAUUGGCUCGACGCCAAGAUGGGCAUUGAGACUCAAGGUGUGGAUUUGAUCCGAGAAGAGGAUAAAAAGCCUCCUUCCAUUCUGAAUGUCUCCCUCUUGUGGUUCACAUUGACAUGCCAUGUUGGAGCAAUUCCUAUUGGAAUGCUUGGUCCAGAAUGGGGACUGUCGCUUAAACAAUCAAUUGCUGGAUCCGUCGUUGGAACUAUACUUGGAGCCUUGUGUACUGGUUAUUGCGGAACUCUUGGACCCAAGGUAAGAAGAACCACUUACUUAAUUCAGCAUCAAGUUUGAUGUUGACUGCUAUAUAGCUAGGCCUCCGCGCGAUUGCGACUUCUCGAUACUCUUUCGGAUUCUAUGGUGCGAAAUUAUGCUCGAUUUUGAAUGUAGUUGUUGGAGCCGGGUUUGCGGUUGUCAACGUUGUUAUAGUUGGUCAGAUCCUCAGCGCCGUCUCGGACUAUAAAAUGACCAUCGUUGUCGGAUGUAUUAUCGUUUCGAUUUUGAGCUACAUAAUCUCCAUUUUUGGCUUCGCCGUCAUCCACAGCUUGGAAAAAUAUGCAUGGAUCAUGUCGUUCAUCCUGCUUUGCAUACUCAUUGGACAAUUUGGGAGCAAAGUCGAUUCGUCCAGUCCAGGAACAGCUACCGGCCUUAUAUACUCCGGCUCGAUGCUCAACUUCCUCGCAUUGUGCUUCUCCAAUGGGUCAGGGUGGUGUUCAGUGGCUUCCGACUAUUACUGCAACUACCCGAAGAACACCGGCUCUUGGAAGAUCUUCGCUCUGACUGUUGCUGGUGUUACCAUCCCAACAGUAUUCGCUGAGGUGAUUGGAUGCUGUCUCGGAAACAUCGUUUUUGGCGGUGCAGAAUCUAAUGCCUACCUUGCAGCAGCAUACGAAGAACAUGGACUUGGAGGCCUUCUUCUAGAAUCUUAUCAUCCUAUAGGCUUCUCAAAGUUUUGCCUUGUCCUUUUGGUAUUUACUGUCAUAGGCAACAACGUUGCCGUCAACUAUUCCUCUGGGUUAUCUAUCCAGCUUCUAGGGCAUUAUUUCCAUGCCAUCCCCCGAUUCAUCUGGUCCUUUCUCAACGCCCUUGUCAUUGCCGUUCUGGCCAUUGCUGGUCGCGAAAGCCUCUCGCUAAUCGUCAGUAACUUCGUGUCCUUGCUAGGUUACUGGACCAUCAGUUUCACACUGGUGCUGUUGAUAGAGGAUCAAUGGUUUCGUCGACAUAUAGGCUACGAGUUGGAGAUAUGGGAUCUCCCUGAAAAGCUUCCUUGGGGGGUUGCUGCUGUUUUUGCCCUUUUGGUUGGGUAUUUGGCGGGUGGUGUUCCUGGUAUGUCGCAAGUCUGGUAUGUUGGACCGAUAGCUGCGAAGUUUGGGGGCUUUGGAGGGGACGUGGGGAUAUACUUGAGUGGGGUUCUUACUCUUCUUGUGUAUCCUCCUGCGCGAUAUCUAGAGAUACAAGUGACGGGGAAAUGAUUGGAGAAUGUAUGGACAGAAUAAACUUCUAAAUAUGAUUGCGAAUUAAUAUCGAAAUUCCUUUACA